Molecule: messenger RNA, 609 nt
Organism: Acanthosepion pharaonis
Lineage: Eukaryota; Metazoa; Mollusca; Cephalopoda; Sepiida; Sepiidae
Source: the annotation of a GenBank genome assembly
AUGAGACAGCGGCUAUUCUCUCUCUCUCCCUCUCUCCCUCUCUCUCUCUCUCUCUCUCUCUCUCUCUCUCUCUCAGUACCCUUGCUGACUUCAAAUUUACCUAAACUCUGCCUCCGACCAUUUCUUUCCUCUGCCUUCCACUAUUCCGUUCCUCUGCUUUCCACCCUUCUAUCCCCCUGCCUUCAACUAUUCCUUUCCACUUCCUUCCUCUAUUCCUUUCUUCUGCUUCCUGCUAUUCCCACCCUCUGCCUUCUACUAUUUCCUUCCUCUGCCUUCUACUAUUCCUUUCCACUUUCUUCCUCUAUUCCUUUACUCUGCUUCCCGCUAUUCUUAUCCUCUGCCUUCCACUAUUUCCUUCCUCUUCCUUCCACUAUUCCUUUCCACUGCCUUCCACUAUUCCUUUCCACUGCCUUCCACUAUUACUUUCCCCUACCUCCCAUUAUUCCUUUCCUCCUCCUUCCACUAUUCCUUCCCUCUGCCUUCCUCUAUUCCAUACCUCUGCCUUCCACCAUUCUGUUACCUCCCUCGAUGUCUCCUUUCUGUCUUGCCACUUUCCUCUAUUAUUUCCCUCAACUUGUCUCCAUUUCUUCCUUCUGUCUACCCCUAUAA